Messenger RNA from Leptosia nina, 414 nucleotides. Lineage: Eukaryota; Metazoa; Arthropoda; Insecta; Lepidoptera; Pieridae. The record is from the annotation of a GenBank genome assembly.
AUGGGGGCAUAUGUGUCGAAUGAAGGCGAAACGCCUACAUUCGACACAUAUAGAGGAGGAAAGAGCUACAGUAGCUUCGUCGACGUCACAUUCCACUCCGCCAACCUUUUAGGAUUGGUGGAGGAAUGGAGGGUCGAGGAGGCACUGACCAGCUCGGACCACAACGCCAUCCUGUUUAAAAUAAGAGGAACAAAAUUGAAAGGAAUAAUGAUAGAAAGGACCACGAGGAUAUACAAAACGGGGAAGGCGCACUGGACUGAUUUUCGUGAGAAAAUCGGCCAGCUGCUAGAAAGGAAAAGUAUAAGCGCAGAGACCCUAGACAAGAUAAGAACAGAAGAGGAGCUGGAUAGGGUGGUCGAGGAGUACACAGAAAUGAUAAAGGAAGUAUGCGAGGAAAGCCUACCGAAACUUUGA